This is a messenger RNA of Strongyloides ratti, 756 nucleotides long. RefSeq lists its product as hypothetical. Bases 1 to 756 code for a protein of 251 amino acids. Lineage: Eukaryota; Metazoa; Nematoda; Chromadorea; Rhabditida; Strongyloididae. The record is from RefSeq and is a predicted model, not a curated record. The transcript has a single exon.
AUGAAUAACAUUGUUAAAAAAUGCUUUUUAUGCCAAAAAGAGCUCACAACCAGCCAUAUACUAAGCGGUUGUGAGAGUAAUCUUGCACGAAUCAAUUAUAUAACCAGGCAUGAUGCAAUAUUAGCAUCGAUUACAAAUAGCAUAUUAAAGGCAAUAGGUUCAAAAUAUAUGCCGUUAUGCGAAUUAAGAAACUUGAAAGAGUGCAACAUAAUUGGUAAAGACUGGUCAAUCGGUUUCAAUUUACCUCAACUUAUGGAAGUAGGACAGACUAGAGAACAAUAUGAACAAGUCUUCGAACCUUUAGAUGAUCGCAGAAGAUCAGUUAAGAAGAUAGUUUAUAAUAGAUCUGACUUAGUUUUGGUUAACCAUAAAUUAAAAAAGGUAAUACUGCUAGAAGUAGCAGUAGUUGGCAAUCCAUGGCUUCUUCAACAACAAGUUGAAAUAAAGCGAGUAAGGUAUAUGGUGAACUCGCAAGAAGUGAUCGGCCCUGAUAAUUAUCAAACAGUAAAUAGAGCAUAUAAUAUGAACGAUCACUUCAAAAAGAAGUACGGUAAAGACUAUCAAAUUAGUUUUAUACCUUUUAUAAUGAGCGCAUAUGGUGAAAUAAGUCCAGGUUUUAUGGAAGGCCUCAUGAAACCAUUAGAAGUGUUGAUGAAGAAGCAACACAUCAAGGCUAUGACAGAAAAUGCAAGCAGAACUGCUGCCGUGAAUACAGCUUACACAAUAAGGUAUUGGUUAAGUAUGUUACAAGGAUAA